AUGGAAACAAUCAUCGUUAAGGUACCCUAUGGGGCGCGUCCGGGUCAGCUGCUUCAGAUGACAAGUCCGACUGGGCAGAAAAUCCAAUGCCCAGUGCCAGCGGGGGUUCCCCCAGGAAGCACUUUCCACGUGAAAUACAAGCUUGGGCCGAAGGGCCCCACGAUUAUCGACGAACGAUCCAAAGGCAAAGCUGCAACUCGGCGAUGUGAUGGCUACCUCUUGAAUGUCAAAGUUCCUGACAAUAACGCUUUCGACCAGAUGAUCUAUGUCGACCGGCAGAAGCACGCCAAGUUCAACGAACUUCUAGAGAACACAUAUCGUGCCAAGGCGACGCAAGACAGGAAGUGCCCGAGAGGCACUUGCCCCAAAACCCCAGGAGGAUGCCCUUGUGUACAGCCUGGGGCAAGCCCUGGCUUGCCAACCGGCUUCAAGGUGCGGCGGGUUGUGCGCGUAGAAGACUCAGAAAUGUGGGGCCGCUACGUGGACCAACGCAACGCCAUUGCCCAGCGGCGAGCAGCAGAGAUGCCAAUACAGCAGCUGGAUCCGCCGGCUGUGUCGAACGAAGUGGUUUCUCAAGAAGUAGCUGACGAUAUCGCGGGCGGUAACACUAGGAUUUUCGAGCCGCUGGACCUGGAGUUGAAUGAAAUGUACCUCUGGCAUGGCACGAACGUGCGCUCGGCUCUUUCGAUUGCACAGAGUGAUUUUCGCAUCGACCUGGCCGGCAGCUCCACAGGAACCAUGUACGGCCUUGGCGCUUACUUCGCGGAGCACUGCACAAAAGCAGAUGAGUACGCAACUGAUGAGCCAGGUGGCUAUUACGAAGGGGUUUUUGCACUUCUACUUUGCCGUGUGUGCUUAGGAAAGUUUUACUACACGACGGUCCGGGACACAGAAGCUGGAUCACAUGUGCGGAGCGGUGGCUACGACAGUACUGUCGGGGAUCGACUGACGAAGGCAGACACUUUCCGGGAGUUUGUGCUGUACAACGCCGACGCCAUCUAUCCCGAGUAUGUUGUCCUCUACACACGAGUUCAUCAUGCUGACCCUCCCGACCAAGUGGCAAGGCUGACCGCAGACUUGUAUCAUUUGCAGCUGCCCGUCUACUGGGCGAAUUGUGAUAAAGAUCCGUUGCGGCAGCCGUUUCACGAGCCCCGGCUGCCGUUGUUGCCUUGCUUCAAGAGAGAUUUGGCUGCAAAGUUUGAUCAUUGGCAAUGGUGUUUGCAGAGGGUGGAUGGCCAGGGCUUCUUCUUUCUGUGGCAACGCAUAGGUGUUCAAGGUGCUCAAUCGCCACCAGAGCUUAAGGAAGAUGCUGCAGAAAAUCCAGGCAGCGCUGGGGACUUAGCUGUCCCCGAACCACCUUCAACAUCUCAAGAGAGGAAGAGAGACAAACCCGACUUCAAGUUCCUCACAGCCCGUGACCUCGACGAUGCACACGGUGAGAUCCUGACGUUCAGCUUCCUCAGCGCGAGGGACUCCACCGAAGAGUGCGUGUCCAUCACUAACUUGGAAGAGCCCUUGAACGAGAACCUUCUGUGGCAUGGCACAUCGAAAGAAGCGGCUGAGAAGAUUGCCGAGAGCGACUUCAAGAUACCCGUUGGGAAGGACAUGAAGCAUGCUGCUCGUUUUGGAAACGGAGCCUAUUUGGCGGAGGACUUGGAAAAGUCGCUCUCCUACACAGAGCCAACGAACGACGGCACCCGCAUUGUUCUUCUAUGCAGGACUCUGUGUGGCGAUUUCUACUACACUGAGCGGCAUCAGGAAAUCAAUGCAUCCCAGCUUCGUGAUGCUGAAGGCAAGCAUUCAGUCCUCGCAAAUCCGGAGCGGAAAGGUCCGCGAGAGUUCAUUGUGCCGACCGCAGACCAGGUGUACCCUGAGUUUAUUCUGGAGCUCAGUGUGAAGGAUUGGGAGCCGCCUCCUCCUGUACUACUGCAGAAGACCAAGCUACAGGUCCAGGUUCCCCCAGGUGUGGGGCCUGGCAGCUUGAUCGCAGUCCAGGCUCCCGAUGGCCGCCAAGUCCAGGUCGUAUUGCCGGCUGGCGCCGUGCCUGGUGCUACGCCACUUCGUGCUGCAGCCAUUUGCAAUGCCUUUUUGCAAGUGUUCCGAAGAUUUUUCCAGAUCGCUUACGCGGCCCAAGCCCAGGCUCGAGCUCGAGGUCUGAACGUCUGCCAAGCUACUCCUGCCAGCCCUUGCCCCCGUGCACUGCACCUUGGGCUUGAUCUCCGUUCUGAUAUCUCCGUUUCGUGGCGAUAUUUCGGGUGUAGAGCCGAGUUCUCCAGGGCUUGUCAAAUUAUUCCGAAGAUUGUUUCUUUCGGGCGCUCUGUCCAACUAUCACUCGAAGUGGCUCAAGUCGUGGAAGUUAUCUUGCGUUUGGCAUGA
This is a messenger RNA of Symbiodinium necroappetens, 2376 nucleotides long. NCBI's taxonomy places the organism in Eukaryota, Dinophyceae, Suessiales, Symbiodiniaceae. The record is from the annotation of a GenBank genome assembly.